Pocillopora damicornis (cauliflower coral) is the source of this 1225-nucleotide messenger RNA. Its product is annotated as aminoacyl tRNA synthase complex-interacting multifunctional protein 1. Gene Ontology annotation, molecular function: tRNA binding. NCBI's taxonomy places the organism in Eukaryota, Metazoa, Cnidaria, Anthozoa, Scleractinia, Pocilloporidae. The record is from RefSeq and is a predicted model, not a curated record.
AUCCUGUUUCAAUUUUUAAUCUCCUCGAGGAAGUAAAUGCUUCGAGGGCUUAAUUGUUGGUGUGGAAAUAAGGGCAUUUUCUUCAGGAGUAACAGUUUGAGGCAUAUUUUUCAGUCGAGAAUUAUGAUGCAUACGGGUGGAGAAGUUGUAGAGCGACUUGAAAAACGUGCAGUGGAAGCUGAAGAUACCAUUUCCCUGUUGAAAUCUCAGUUGUACUUUUUACAGAAAGCAACAGAGAAGAAGACGAAUUCAUUGGGAAGUAAGGAUAUUUCAGCUCUCAAACAAGAGAAUGAGCACCUGAGGCAGGAAGUUGACAAACUUAAAGCAGAGCUGGAAUAUUGGGAAGUGAGGAAUGGAUUGAAACAAGUUAUUCUCCCAGGUAAGGCGCAAGGCACGUCUUUCAUUGAACAAGAAAAAGUUGAAGCACUUGUCGCUGAACAAGCAGAAGUGAGACCUGAAAAAGCAAAAGAAGAGAAGCCAAUGGAAAAGAAACAGAAGAAAGAGAAAGCAGAGAAAAAAGGAAAGGAGAAACCAAAAGCUGUAGAAGAAGCGGCCAACACUGUGGAACCUGAUGUGUCUCGUAUUGACUUCCGUGUGGGUAAAAUAGUGUCCGCCAAACGUCACCCUGAUGCUGAUACACUGUUUGUGGAAGAAAUUGAUGUUGGAGAAGAAAGUCCCCGAACAGUUUGCAGUGGCCUUGUAGGAUCAGUGCCUCUAGAGGAACUUCAGGAUCGUGUUGUAAUCGUGAUGUGCAACCUUAAGCCAGUAAAAAUGCGCGGUAUCACGUCGCAAGCCAUGGUGAUGUGUGCGAGUCCCGAUGACAGAUCGUCGUUUGAACUACUGAAUGCGCCCGAGGGCAGCGUGCCUGGCGACAGGGUCACAUUUGAUGGCUUUCCAGGGGAACCAGACAAGCAGUUGAAUCCAAAGAGAAAGGUUUGGGAGCAAGUUAAGCCUCACCUUCGUACAAACGAUGUAGGGAUCGCAUGCUACAAGGAUACUCCUUUCAGUGUAUCUGGAAAAGGUGUUUGUACAUCGAGCAAAUUUUUUAAGGCACCCAUAAGUUGAAGCCGUGGAUAGAAAAACGAUGCAACCUGACGAAAUAAAAUCUAAGAUUUCUGAAAUGAAAUAAAGGAAGCUCUUGAUUCAUCAAACGUCUUUGAAAUAAACUGUUUUCAUUAAAGAAAAUUCCAACCGGUUCUACUGCUAAUAAAAGUGUGGGAAAAAA